AUGUGUUUCAGGGUGGACUGCAAGCAAUGUGGGAAGUACUCCUGGGGAGGAUGUGGAAAGCACUUGGGCACCCUGUACGCCAGCAUAGAUGAGGGGAAGCAUUGCAUGUGCCGCUCAUGGCCUGGUGUGGCCAUCCCCAAGCAGGGGACACCUGCUCCCCAACAAUCUGUGGCCUCAGCCGCAGCUAACCCUAAUGUGAUGCAUGUGUAUGGCAUUCUGACAAUAUAA
This is a messenger RNA of Prunus armeniaca (apricot), 228 nucleotides long. The record is from the annotation of a GenBank genome assembly. Lineage: Eukaryota; Viridiplantae; Streptophyta; Magnoliopsida; Rosales; Rosaceae.